Messenger RNA from Cyphellophora europaea CBS 101466, 2181 nucleotides. RefSeq lists its product as uncharacterized. The transcript is spliced from 3 exons. Lineage: Eukaryota; Fungi; Ascomycota; Eurotiomycetes; Chaetothyriales; Cyphellophoraceae. The record is from RefSeq and is a predicted model, not a curated record. Gene Ontology annotation, biological process: protein phosphorylation; intracellular signal transduction. The coding region runs from base 1 to 2181 and encodes 726 amino acids. Gene Ontology annotation, molecular function: protein serine/threonine kinase activity; ATP binding.
AUGCAUAUAGACCAGAAGAACAACUCCCAAAAUGCCAACGAUGGCGAAAGGGGCAAUGUCCGCUUUGCUGCUGAAGAAGAGACCAUUGAGCCCACUAAAGACCUAACCAACACCGAAGACAAACGAACCGAUGAUCUCAGCCCGGAAGCUCAUGAGCAGAUCAGGAAUCUUGCAAUGACGCUACAAAAGUCGAGGUUACAGGAAAGCAGGAUGUCCAACUUUGCAUAUGAGCCCGUGUCGAUGCCUCCCUCUAGAGUCCCAUCUAGAGACAGCGAUUCUCCCGGUAGCCCUCGCGGCUCAAUACGUGGUCAGCACGGGUCCCUCUCAUCAGCUGUUCAGUCUCCGCCGCUCACACCCGCUGGAUCGAAAGAUGAUAGAAAAGAAUCGAGUGCCAGCCGAACCCAGUUACCACAGGCAGCAAUAACCCCACAAACAUCUCCGCCGCCGGAGCAGCACGGAAGAUCACUUUCUCAGUCCAUUUCACCUAGCGCCCAAGACCCCUCGAGACCCUCGUCGUCCGAGCAAGCUUCGACACGACCUACCUCCGUGUCCGAGGCCUCGCACUCGCAUCAAGACCGAAAGCAUGUGCCCCGUUUUGAAAUUGGUCCCGCAGACUCUAUCACCCCAGGCGAGCAAAGCCCAGCCAGAGGCUCGCGGCCAGGAUCAAGAACAUCCUCACCUGGCCCGGGAAAGCAGCAAGAGCAUCGCCAGUUUGGCAGUACCGGACGCAACUCGAUUGCCCCUGCCAUUGCGGCCGCUGCAGAGAGAAUCCCAAAGCCAGGAGGUGGUAGCGAUGUCGACAAGCGGUCCUCAAUCUUUGGCGGCUCAAAGAAGGACGCUCUCGGCCAUCUUAACGAUGAUCGAUCGAGUCUUGGUGGCGAGAAGAAGCAUGGGUCCAUGUCUGAAUUGAAGCGAUUCUUUCGACUCGGCCACAAGCACAAGAAUCAUACUCCUGCCGAUUCUCCUACGGCUUCGCAGACUUCUACUCGCAAAUCAGUAUCCAGCAAUAAGGCUUCAGGGACAAGAACUCCUCCCCAUCAAGCUCCGCCGGCGAAUGUGCCUUUCGCGGAUGAGCAUGGCCUCGAAGCCAAAUAUGGAAAGUUUGGCAAGGUUCUGGGAUCUGGUGCGGGUGGCUCCGUCCGGCUGCUGAAGAGAAGCAGUGAUGGUGUCACGUUUGCCGUCAAGCAGUUCCGGGACAAGCACUCGUGGGAGAGCGAGAAGGACUAUUCGAAAAAGGUCACGGCUGAGUUCUGCAUCGGUUCGACGCUACAUCAUGGCAACAUAAUUGAGACCAUGGACAUCAUCCAAGAGGGACAUCGAUGGUACGAGGUCAUGGAAUACGCGCCAUACGAUCUGUUUGCGACCGUUAUGACCGGCAAAAUGAGCAGAGAAGAGAUCGCAUGCUCGUUUCUGCAAAUCGUCAACGGAGUGAGCUAUCUACACAGCAUGGGCCUUGCGCACCGCGACUUGAAGUUGGACAACGUGGUGGUCAGCGAGCAUGGCAUCAUGAAAAUCAUCGACUUUGGCAGCGCGACCGUCUUUCGAUAUCCAUUUGAGGAAGACAUCGUUCUGGCAUCUGGUAUCGUUGGCUCCGAUCCCUACCUCGCCCCCGAGGUUUAUGACGAGCGUAAAUAUGACCCUACCGCAACCGACAUUUGGUCCCUGGCCAUCAUUUUCUGCUGUAUGACGCUGCGCCGGUUCCCUUGGAAGCAGCCACGGAUCGUGGACAACUCGUACAAGCUCUUUGUCGCCCCACCCACUCCAGGAACGCCAGUGCCAGACUCGAAACCAAGAAGAGCUUCUGAAAUGCCGCAAACGAUGACUACGGAAGCAGAGCAGCGACGCCAACCUGAGUCGCAGCACAGUCACUCGCACCAUCACGAGUCCUCUGAACACCAUGCGAAUGAACAACGUGGGUCGACCAGUGGCGACAAACAAGAAGUCAUCAAGGGGCCGUGGCGGCUCCUCCGGAUAUUGCCCAGAGAGAGUCGUCAUAUAAUCGGUCGCAUGUUGAAAGUUGAUCCGUCGGAGCGAGCGACAAUGGACGAAGUGCUGGAAGAUGAGUGGGUGCUCUCGUCCCGAGUUUGCUCUCAGGACAUGGGUGGCCAAGUGCACCGCGCUGAAGGACAUUACCACACACUUGAGGCUGGCAGUGGAGGACCUCCUCCUGCCAAGGCCUGA